Molecule: messenger RNA, 2095 nt
Organism: Diospyros lotus (date-plum)
Lineage: Eukaryota; Viridiplantae; Streptophyta; Magnoliopsida; Ericales; Ebenaceae
Product: glutathione S-transferase L3-like
Exons: 9
Coding region: 1122-1805 (227 amino acids)
Molecular function (GO): glutathione transferase activity
Source: RefSeq, a predicted model, not a curated record
UCUUGUAUCUUGUUAUGCUUCCUCUUCCAUUUCUUCCUUUUUGCUCAUGCCUUCUAUCUUCAUCAGUUAUCUUUUGCACUAAUGACCCAGCCCAUAUUUGUCACCACACCCAGUUGCCUCCUUUGUUCCAUCAAACUGCCUUUUCCUCCAUUGAUGUUUACUAUUGGUUUGGCCGUUGCUUGAUUAGGCUAUGUUAUUAAUGGUCUAGAACUUCCUCCCCCGUACUUUCCGGCCAAUAUACUUGGCUUGUAAGGAACUUUAUGUUUCUUGAAAGUGGCUUCCAAGGUCAUUUCUUGAAGCCUAGCCUUUUCCGUCGCCUGACCCACUGUUGUUGGAGUCAUCAUCUUUACCAUGGGCCGUAGCUCCUCCUUCAACCCACUCAUGAAAAUUGAUACUACAUACUGAUCGGUAAGUCCAGGUUGAAUCAUACAUACCGAGGAUCUCAAUUCUUCAAAACGAGCAAGGUACUCCAUUACAGUACCUUCUUGUUUUAAUUUACUAAGUUCUUCAAUCAUGUCCGUCAUCUUCUUCUCUUUGAAACGUUUGCAAAGGCCAUCUGCAAAAGCUCUCCACCCCUCUUGCAGCCCUCCAUCUUGGACCCACCCUUGGUACCAAGAAUCUGCUACUUCGUUCAAGUAGGCUUCCAUUAGAGUUACUUUCUAGUCUUCCAUCGUCUGGUAGAGCUGGAAGAAUCGUUCACACUGCCUUAGCCACCACCUUGGACUCUUUCCCUUGAACGGUGGUAUUUCCAGCUUUGGCGUAGGUGCAUGGCCGUGCGACAUCGGUUGCCCAAUUCUUCCCGCGUUUUCUUGAAGUAGAUGCUGCUUCGCCUCUUCCAUGGCUCCUUCCGCGCUCAAUUGAUCGCCGCAAUGCAGCAAGAUUGGUGUUAAUGUUUGUCUCGGUGGGAAUGUCGGUGAUAACCGGAACUGGGGCAAAGAGGCCAGCAUAUUUAACAUACUGUUGAUCUUCUGCCCUUGUUGUUCCACUGUUUCUUGACACUUUUGAACCGAUUCUUGGCAUCUUUCCACCAUUUCUUGUUGCUUUUCCGCGGUUGCUUGCAUGAGCUCCUUCAAUUUCGUCAAUUCUUCCCUCGUUUGGCCAGUACCUCCUGGGUGUUAUUCAUGCCAAAUUCCAUGGUUUCCAAUCUGACCUCCAAUUAUCUCAGGUUGUAUAUCAGUUACGUGUGCCCCUUCGCACAACGAGUUUGGAUUGCCAGGAACUAUAAGGGUUUACAAGACAAGAUCAAAUUGGUUCCUAUUGACCUUGAAAACAGGCCCACUUGGUACAAAGAGAAAGUUUACCCAGAAAAUAAGGUGCCAUCACUGGAGCACAAGAACAGAGUGAUUGGAGAGAGUCUAGAUUUACUUCAAUAUUUGAACGACAACUUUGAAGGGCCUGCACUUUUACCCAAUGAUCCUGGCAAACGGCAGUUUGCUGAAGAGUUGUUAUCCUACAGUGGCAAAUUCAAUGGAAUCAUUUUUGCUUUUUUUAAAGGAGAUUCGGUGAAAGAAGUUGGUAGUGCUUUUGAUUACCUUGAAACUGCUCUUCACAAAUAUGAUGAUGGACCUUUCUUACUUGGCCAGUUUAGUCUGGUGGAUGUGGCAUAUGCUCCAUUCCUUGAAAGGUUUCAACUUUUCUUACAAGAUGUAUGGAAGUAUGACAUCGUGGCAGGACGGCCUAAGCUAGCAUUAUGGAUUGAAGAGAUGAACAAGAUCGAUGCUUAUAAGGAGACAAAAUAUGAUCCAAAUGAGCUUGUUAGACGCUACAAGAGCAAAUAUCUGAGUCAGCACCGAACACCUCUUUAGAAGUUAAGAGCUACGAGUAAAAUAAAGAGUAAGCUUGGUGCUUGUUAUAUCAUUAUCUGAACUUUAAAACUGGUAGAGCUACGGGCUAAAUAAGAGGGCUUAAUGCCUAUUGCCAAUGUCUCCCUGUCUGGCUUGUCUGAACUAAUGCAAGUGUGUUAAUCCGUGUUUUCUUUCUUUGUUUACCCUUAACUUGGGACGAUUAUAUCUUGGGAUGUGCACUGGAUAAAUUCACUAAAGAUGUGGAAUAAUUCACAGAUCAUGAGUAUGAAAUAAACAUACAAAAUUCUGUA